Molecule: messenger RNA, 2079 nt
Organism: Drosophila albomicans
Lineage: Eukaryota; Metazoa; Arthropoda; Insecta; Diptera; Drosophilidae
Exons: 6
Coding region: 431-1996 (521 amino acids)
Molecular function (GO): protein binding
Source: RefSeq, a predicted model, not a curated record
AUGACUACACGAGUGCGAGAUAAUCGAGUCGCGGCGUGUGCGCAUCAAUGAAAACGACCUGCUGCAAGUUAAUUGCAACAAAUAAGUGGAAUUUUGAUUCAAUUUGAAUGAUUUAGAAGUUAAACUAUGUUUUUUGUUAAGUGAACAAAUCGGUUGGGUUGAAUAAAAAACCAAGAUAUCUUUGCAAAGUGCUAGGUAAUUAUUUUCCAGACUCUUUUUUUUAGUUCGUGGCGUGGGUUUUUGUGUGUUGGCUCAGCAUUUUCAGCAGAAACCGGUUCUGCGCUCUUUGGCCACGCUCCCAAAACGAAACGAUUCGAUCUGAGCGGAACGUGGAAGUGAAAACAUAAACAAAACAGAGAAAAAUAUUUGCACACAUUCACUUGAAACAAAAUAAACAAAACCAAACGAAGCUGCAAAAGAUACAACAACAAUGAGUACACGUGCACCACACAGUGAUCCAGCUUUGGCUGGACUUCCACAACUAAUUGAGGACCUGCAACGAUUGUGCGAAGAUCAGGACAGUGCCGAUGUCGUUUUUAUAUGUGGCCGUGAUGAUGAGAAAAUCUACGCACACCGAAGCAUCCUGAUGGCACGUUGCAAGAGCUUUAAGACUGCUAAACGUGGUGAAGUCUGUCGGAUACCCAUUCCCGGCUGCACAGUUUCACCUGCAGCACCUGGAACUGGGACACCUACUGCGAUUCGCUUGCCACAUGUUAAUGCUGAACUAUUUCGCCAAUUCAUACUAUAUGUCUACACCGCAAAACUGAUGUUGCAAGAUUUUCGAGUUUUCGAGAUGUUAACACUAGCUCAAGAUAUGGGUGUUUUUGAAUUGCGCGCCGCUUGUGAAGAUCAUGUUAUUUCCACGUUAUCUGUGGAUAAUGCUUGCACAUUUUUGACUGCUGUUAUGGAUAUUCAUGAGAAAGCUGGUGCCAAGUGCGCGGCUUCGUUUAUGGAACGCUGCAUCAUCUAUAUUGGCGAGAAUGCUGGGGAAUGUGUUAAAACCAACUCGUUUCUUACGCUCACCAAGGAUGCAUUGAUUAAGAUCAUAUCAUCGGAUUAUUUCUGCUUGGAGGAGGAAGAAGUCUGGCGUUGUGUUUUAGCCUGGGCCAAGUACCAGGCGGGAGUCACCCAGCCAACCGCUCACUGGACGGAGGAGGAGCGUGCAAGGGUCUGUCAGCACUUAAGUGGAGUCAUGGGUCAUGUGCGCUUGCUGCUUAUCGAUAGCCAAGUGUUUGCCGAGGAGGUAGAGCCAACUGGGGCUGUGCCCAUGGAGCUAUCCUUGGAGCGCUAUCGCUAUGCUGCUCUGCAUCCCAAUAAGCUGGUGGACAAUGACAAGCGACUGCAACCAAGACUCACCGUCAAUAUGUUUCCGGGCUCACAAAUCCUGCGCAACGAUAAACUCGCUUUGCAAAGCGUGCUCAAUGGCUGGUUUGGUGUGCCCAAGCAGAGCUGGCGUCUCGUCUACCGAGCCUCAACACAUGGCCAUGGAUCGAGUUCAUUUCAUCGCUAUUGCGAUGGUGUGGCACCCUGCAUGGUAAUCGGUGUGGGAGCACAUGGCGAGAUCAGCGGCGGCUACACAGAUGUGGCCUGGGCAAAGACCAGUCGCAAGGGUGGCUAUUUGCACUCGGAACGUGCGUUUCUCUUCAUGCUGAAUCCCCCAAAUGGCGAGCAACCGGUCAAAUUUGAUAUUGUUAAGAAACCUUAUGCGAUUUGUUAUCAUCCAGAUUGCGGUCCCAUAUUUGGUGCUGGCGCCGAUCUGCUGAUAUCGAGCAACUGUAACGUGAACACGGACUCGUACUCGAACUUGCCGCACUCCUACGAUGGCCCCAGUGCCGCACAUAUGACGCUCUUUGGCGAUUACAACUUUACGAUCAGUGAUUACGAGGUGUACACUCUGGCAGCCACCCACAGUCACAAUCAAAGCCAAAGCCUGGCCGGAAAUGGAAAUGGACAACCGCCGGGUGUGCCCAGCAAGACAAAGUAUGAUAGAUACUAAGAUACCCGUUAAACUUCUAAGAUAGCAUUUAGAGAUACUCACACUCGUAUUCCAAUUAAAAUCACUUCCUUAAACACAACGCA